Ziziphus jujuba (common jujube) is the source of this 805-nucleotide messenger RNA. RefSeq lists its product as uncharacterized. The transcript has a single exon. The record is from RefSeq and is a predicted model, not a curated record. The coding region runs from base 375 to 584 and encodes 69 amino acids. NCBI's taxonomy places the organism in Eukaryota, Viridiplantae, Streptophyta, Magnoliopsida, Rosales, Rhamnaceae.
AAAACAGAGGCAUCAGAAUUCACAAACUGGUUGUGGUUGCAGAAUUCCAAAUCACAGAUUUUCACGUGCUUUAUAAAAAUGGGACGGCUUGGCUGUCAGUGAAUCCCAAGUGACUUGUUUUCCCAACUCUCCGCCCCACAAUCCAAAACUCUUUUCACUCAUUCUUUUCUUUUUCUUUUUUCUUUUUUUUUUCCUGUUUUAUUUAUUUAUUUAUCUUUUCUCUUCCCACCAAAGUCUUCUCUGUCUCUGCCUUCUUACAUAAACACCUUCUCAACCCCCCAACCCAAACCCGUCACUGCAAUUCAUUGCUGUUUCUCUGGUUUUCCUUCAUUUCCCAAGAAACAAACACUAGAGUAGUUUGGAAGGGUGAAACGAUGUCGGAUUGGGGUCCAAUUUUUGUGUCUGUGAUACUGUUUGUGCUGUUAUCUCCAGGGCUUCUGUUUCAGUUACCUGGACAACAUCGAUGCGUUGAGUUUGGCAACUUUAAGACAAGUGGUGCCUCCAUUAUGAUUCAUUCUCUGCUCUACUUCGCUCUCGUUUGCGUUUUCCUUCUUGCCAUCAAGGUCCAUUUGUACCUCGAUUGAUUAUUUUCUCUCCACCCAAAAGAAUUACAAGGAAAAUGGUUGCCGCAUGUAGUUCUAAAUUGGGAAAUGGGAAGUUUACUUUUUGUUUAGACUGUAAUUUUCUUUUUUAAUGUUUUUCAGUUUGUUUCAAUGUCAGUAUUAUGUUCCAUUGUUUUUUUUUUUUUUUUCACUUCCAUUGUUGUUCAAUAAUUAAUAUUAAUGAAAAGGACUUGCAUUAAGUA